AUGCACUUCAACCUCGCCCUCGUCGCGGCUCUUGCCGCCUCCGUUUCUGCCGCGGUCACCCCCGCCGUUAGAUUCGGCUGUGCCACCGAGGAGCCGUCCGCCGAGCACAUCGAGAUCUCCAAGAAGCUUGCUGAGGAGGAGGCCGCCAAUAACGGUACUGUCAGCCUGGCUGCUCUGGCCACCAUCACCGUUCCUACCUACUUCCACAUCGUGGCUUCCUCCCAGACUGUGGCCAAUGGAUACAUCACCGACAAGAUGGUCACCGACCAGUUGGCCGUGAUGAACUCCAACUUCGCCCCCCACGGCAUCCAGUUCAACCUGGUCGAGACUACUCGUACCAUUAACUCCGCCUGGGCCGGCUACAGCAGCCAGACCGCCAUGAAGACUGCACUCCGCAAGGGUGACUACGGCAGUCUCAACCUGUACUUCCUCAAGAGCGUCGGAGGUGCUUUCGGAAUCUGCACGUUCCCCACCACCGCCUCCCCCGGCUCCUCUGCUUUCAUCGCCGACGGAUGCACCAUCCUGUCGUCCACCGUUCCCGGCGGAAGCGAGACCAACUUCAACCUUGGAAAGACUGCCACCCACGAGAUUGGUCACUGGUUCGGUCUGUACCACACCUUCCAGGGCGGUUGCAACGGUGGAGACUCCGUUGCCGAUACCCCUGCCCAGGCUAGCUCUUCUUCCGGAUGCCCUGUCGGCCGUGACUCUUGCCCCAGCAUCGCCGGCCUCGACCCCAUCCACAACUACAUGGACUACUCCUACGACUCUUGCUACGAGGAGUUCACCGCUGGCCAGCAGACCCGCAUGCUGAGCUUCUGGAACAACUACCGCGCCUAA
Messenger RNA from Colletotrichum abscissum, 837 nucleotides. RefSeq names its product metalloprotease. The coding region runs from base 1 to 837 and encodes 278 amino acids. The transcript is spliced from 3 exons. The record is from RefSeq and is a predicted model, not a curated record. Gene Ontology annotation, molecular function: metallopeptidase activity. Lineage: Eukaryota; Fungi; Ascomycota; Sordariomycetes; Glomerellales; Glomerellaceae.